AUUCUUGAAAAAAAACCAUCGAUCCACGAAUUAUAAGUAAUCAGAAACCAGAACAAAACCUCUCCUUUUUUUGUGUGUGUUUCAUGAGAUGCGUUUACGUUGGCAAGUACGAUCAAUGUUCGGUACCUUCCGUACACAAGUGACUCACAGAACAACCACAAAAGUCUUAGUUCUGAGAUACCGAUUUUGAUAUUUCGACCUAGGGGUGUGAAACCGCUCCGUUCGGGUCGACCCAGCCCGAGCCCGAGACCGAGACAAGUCCGAGGAUUUACGGACUAGCCCUAAACAUAAAUGGGUCUAAAAUCUCUGACCCAAAACUCGGCACUAUGGACUUUUGUGUAGGGCCAUGUUUCGAAUUUGAACAUUUAAAAAAAAAAAUUCAACCGAAAAAUCCUUGAACCCAAACACCACCUAACCAGAAUCCCAUCUAAACCGGGCACGACCAGACCAAAAACAAAAACCAAAAAAAAAAAUACAAAGGAAAAGAAUAAGGGGACCCACUGGUAUAGCCUUUUUUUUUGUCUUCCAAUCCUUUUGAGGCCCCAUUGGCAAUAAAACGUUUGAGAGCAUAUAAUAUCAUCAGAAAAGCAAAGGUCAGGGUUCUAGGCAAAGUAACAAAACAUGAGUGGCUCUCUUUUCUUAUCCCCUACGAGACACACACACAUUUCUCAUUCUGCAUUUCACAUAUAUAUGUAUAUAUAUGUGUAUAUAUAUCAGCAUUACCCUUACCCUCACCAUGAUAUCAAGAACAAGAAGCAGCCAAUGGAAAAGCCUGAACAACGAUCGAUAGAACCGUGGAAACAAGAACUGGAGAUUCCCGAGCUCUUGCUAUGUAACGAAGGAGUGAAGAAAGUGCAUAAGAGUAUUCAGAAUGAGUGGGAUUACCUCCAACAGUCGGCUUGCCAAACCGCUGCAGGGAGGGCCCUGUGGAAGCACGUGAUCCACGACCCCCUCGCCCAUUUGUUUGCGGGCGAGACCCAUUUGCGUAACCUUCACGAGAAGAUCAAGAAAGAUUUGCUCAGCAAUGCCCGAGAAGUCUCCGGGGUGAUUCUCGCCAUCCGGACCCUCUGGUUCGACUCGGGGAUUCAAGCUGCUCUCCAGUCCUUCCAUGGCGGAGCAGCUCAAGUUGUUCUUCUCGGUGCAGGGAUGGAUGCGAGAUCAUACCGACUAACCUGCUUGAGCGAAAGUGACGUCUUCGAAGUGGACUUUGCGGAUGUCUUGCAAGCCAAAACAACUCUAAUCGAAGCUGCAAUGAAUUCCAAAGAUCAGAUUAGGAUGACAGCUAAAUCCCUCGUCAGAGUGGUAGCCGAUAUCAGAGAAAGUGACUGGUUUGAAAAGCUUCAGUUAUCAGGUUUUGAGCCAGAGAAGAACACAAUAUGGGUUCUAGAGGGUAUACUCUAUUACCUGUCACACACCCAGGCCAUGCAAGUGCUGAAGCUCGUGGCCGAGAAAUGUGGGCUGACUAACACGGUUCUUCUAGCCGAUUUUAUGAACAAACCAUCAGCCACACUCCCCAACUCUGUGUUCCACUUUUACAGUGACUGGCCUGAUCAUCUCUUGCCAUCUCUAGGAUUUUCCCAUGUCAGGCUUUCGCAAAUCGGUGAUCCAGAUGCAAAUUUCGGGCUGCUCCCUGAUCCACUGAAUCUGUUCAACAAGCUUCUUCGCUUGCCAAGGUCUGCUCAGACGCACCCAGAUGAUGGAACACCAUGUUGCCGCUUGUAUUUGGUGGAGGCUUCUGGUUCACCGGCUCAGAUUAUUCCUUAAGAGUAUCAUCUGAGCAUGAAUGCUCAAUCCAGAGAUGCAACAUGGCAUGCUUUUGGAGAACAGUUCGGCUAUAAACCUGCAGUUGCAACAAUGAUUUAUGAGCCUUUUAGUCAGUAGUAAUCACGAGGAAGGUGAUCGACCAUUCAAUGAUGUAUAAUUCUAAAACAAUAGCUGGACGAUAUCGUUAUCGGAUACCACUGAAAAAAUUAUUACAAUCCGCAUAAGCUUUUUUCAUUAAUGAAGCCUCAUCAUCCCUUGUUUA
Messenger RNA from Tarenaya hassleriana, 2026 nucleotides. RefSeq lists its product as uncharacterized. Gene Ontology annotation, biological process: methylation. The record is from RefSeq and is a predicted model, not a curated record. Gene Ontology annotation, molecular function: methyltransferase activity. The transcript has 2 exons. Bases 622 to 1764 code for a protein of 380 amino acids. NCBI's taxonomy places the organism in Eukaryota, Viridiplantae, Streptophyta, Magnoliopsida, Brassicales, Cleomaceae.